UCAAAUAUUAGUCCAAUAAUAGAGAUGGACGGCUGAUUAGAUACAUUUUUUUCUAUUGUUGAAAAAUUUAAAUAGAUAUAAAUUUGAAUAAAAAUUGUUAACAUUUAUUUUAUUAAAAUCUCAUUGAAUAGUGUAUUCUGCACACUAGAAUACUACGUGCAAAAGUAAUAAAAUCUUAUUGUUUAUCAUGUUCAUGUGUUACGUGAUGCGCGCUGAUAAUACAUAACCUUAAAAUAUAGUCGAUUUUUAAAUGAGAAAGUACUCCUGCUAUCCUUCAAUACUAUUUUGAUUUAUACUAAAUAAAAAUAAUAAUAAUAGUGUAAAAUAAUCAUGAAAACGCAAGCAUGGGAAGAACUGGAUGUGCGACUAAGCGAUUCUGUGUUAAAGACACUCAAGAAAUUAAAAUUUGUUAAUAUGACACCAGUUCAGGCAGCCUGUAUACCAUUAUUAUUGAGUGGUAAGGAUGUAGCAGCAGAAGCAGUUACAGGUAGUGGAAAAACACUUGCUUUUCUUGUCCCUUUGUUGGAAAUAUUACAGAAAAGACCAGAGAAAUGGAAGACUAUGGAAGUAGGCGCAAUAGUAAUCAGUCCAACAAGAGAAUUGGCUACACAGAUUAGUGAAAUUUUGGGAGAGUUCUUGAAAAGAAUUCCAUCACUGAAACAAGUAUUGCUGGUUGGAGGUGUGACACUUCAGGAAGAUGCUGAAAAAUUGAAGAAAGGGGUGAACAUCAUUGUUGCUACACCUGGUAGAUUAGAGGAUAUUCUAUCUAAUUGCACAUCUAUACACUUAUGUGUAAAAUCUUUGGAACUUCUUGUGUUAGAUGAGGCAGAUAGAUUAUUGGAUUUAGGUUUUUCUACAAGUUUAGACAGCAUAUUGAGUUAUUUACCACGCCUCAGGAGAACAGGACUAUUUUCAGCUACACAGACAAAAGAAUUGCAACAAUUGAUUAGAGCAGGGUUAAGAAACCCAGCCUUAAUUGUUGUAAAAGAGAAAUCCAAUGUUUCGACACCUGUGAACUUGAACAAUAAUUAUAUAAUUGUUCAACCUGAAUACAAGUUAUCAAUAAUGAUAGAUUUUAUACGCUCAAAGGGAUUUCAGACAAAAUAUAUGAUUUUCUUGUCCACUUGUGCAUGUGUGGAUUACUUCAGUCAAAUCAUACAAACAUUGUUGCCAUCGAUAAAUGUAUUAGCUCUACAUGGUAAAAUGAAGAGCAAGAGGUACAAAGUGUUCGAUCAAUUUCGGAACGCCAAAAGCGGCAUUUUAAUAUGUACAGACGUAAUGGCUCGUGGGAUCGAUAUAUCCGAAGUAAAUUGGGUAUUGCAGUACGAUCCUCCCUCCACAGCUAGCUGUUUUGUGCACAGAUGUGGUAGAACUGCUAGAAUCGGCAAUGAGGGGAAUGCAUUGCUAUUUCUUUUAGAGACCGAGGACGCGUACGUAGAUUUCAUCAAAAGAAAUCAAAAGGUAGAAUUGCACAGAAUAGAGAAAGAACCGACCAAGAACACUGUGGAAGAAAGCCUGAGAUAUAUGAGGGAUCUGCAACAGAAGGACCGACUUAUAUUUGACAAAGCGAACCGCGCGUUCGUUUCUUAUAUACAGGCGUAUAAUAAACACGAGUGUAAUUUGAUUCUUCGAUUAAAGGACAUCGAUCUGGGAAAACUGGCGAUGGGUUUCGGAUUGUUGAGAAUGCCAAAGAUGCCUGAGCUCAAAGGAAGAGAUGUGUCGUCCUUCAAUGGGCCCAAAAUCGACGUGAACACGAUAGCCUACGCGAAUAAACAACGUGAAUCGCACAGGAUAGAAAAAUUGACAAAGUAUCAAAGCACUGGCGUUUGGCCGAGCAAUCGUAAGCAUAGACAGAAACAAACGGAAGCAUGGUCGGAGGCUAAAAAGAGAAAACUCGAGAAGCAAGAGAAACAAAGUAAACGGAAGGAGAAGAAGAAACUGAAACAACAGCUCUCAACAGUCUCCGGUAAAAAGAAGAGAAAACGGAUAAACGAGGAAGAUCUCGAGGAGCUAGCGAAAGAUAUAGCGUUAAUGAAAAAACUUAAAAAGAAAAAGAUCACUCAGGAAGAGUUUGAUACAGCUUUUGGAAUCUGAAGGUGGCAGGUGUAUUAACACACAAGCCAUAUAUGAGAUGUGCGAAUGAAAAUUCAUUAAUAUUUUUGUUGUACAUAUACAUAUAUAUUUUUUUUAAUUUUUAUUCAAAAUAUAUUUUGCACACACACACACACCUUGAAA
Molecule: messenger RNA, 2235 nt
Organism: Odontomachus brunneus
Lineage: Eukaryota; Metazoa; Arthropoda; Insecta; Hymenoptera; Formicidae
Product: probable ATP-dependent RNA helicase DDX55 homolog
Exons: 7
Coding region: 331-2094 (587 amino acids)
Cellular component (GO): nucleolus
Molecular function (GO): RNA helicase activity; nucleic acid binding; ATP binding
Source: RefSeq, a predicted model, not a curated record